Messenger RNA from Thecamonas trahens ATCC 50062, 1695 nucleotides. Its product is annotated as malic enzyme. Bases 1 to 1695 code for a protein of 564 amino acids. Gene Ontology annotation, biological process: pyruvate metabolic process; malate metabolic process. Gene Ontology annotation, molecular function: NAD binding; malate dehydrogenase (decarboxylating) (NAD+) activity. The record is from RefSeq and is a predicted model, not a curated record. Gene Ontology annotation, cellular component: mitochondrion. The transcript has a single exon. Lineage: Eukaryota; Apusomonadida; Apusomonadidae.
AUGAGCGCCACUUCGCCGUUCUCUGUCUCUUACUCCAACAUGCCUUCCGAGGCUCUCGACACCCGGGCGCCGUCGCAGCAUGUGUACCACGGCCUCGCCUCGUCGGCUACCUCCCGCGCUGCCCUCACCACCGAGGGACUCCUCCCGGCGGCGGCGACCAACCUCGAGACUGAGGUCGCCCGGGCCCUCGCCCAGAUGCGGUCGUACGAGACGCCGCUGCAAAAGUACAUCUACCUCUCCGACCUCGCGGCUACCUCGUCGUCCAUCUUUUACGCCACCGUCCUCGCCAACCUCGAGGAGAUCAUGCCGCUCGUGUACACACCGACCGUUGGCGAGGCCUGCCAGAAGUUCUCGGCCAUCACCCGCGGCCGUCCCCAGGGCCUCUUCAUCACCGCUGAGCACAAGGGCCGCAUGCGCGAGGUCCUCGACUCGUGGAACCUCCCCGUCCACAUCAUCGUCGUCACCGAUGGCUCCCGCAUCCUCGGCCUCGGUGACCUCGGUGCUGGCGGCAUGGGUAUCCCCAUCGGCAAGCUCUCCCUCUACAUUGCCGCCGGUGGCUUCCACCCGGCCUCGACCCUCCCCAUCACCCUCGACUUUGGCACAGACAGCGAGGAGCUCCUCGCUGAUCCCCUCUACAUCGGCCUCCGCCAGAACCGCGUCCAGGGCGACGAGUACUACGCCCUUGUGGACGAGUUCAUCACCGCCGUCAAGGACAAGUGGCCCCAGGCUCUCGUCCAGUUUGAGGACUUUUCCAACGACCACUGCUUCGACCUCCUCGACACCUACCGCUCGCAGCUCCCCUGCUUCAAUGACGACAUCCAGGGCACCGGCGCCGUCAUCGCCGCCGGCUUUGUCGUCGCCGCCCGCGUCCUCGGCGUCCCCAUCUCCGAGCACCGCUGCGUCUUCCUCGGCGCUGGCUCCGCUGGCGUCGGCGUCGCCGACCGCAUCGUCUCCCUUAUGGUCGCAGAGGGUCUGACUGAGGAGGAGGCCCGCGCCCGCUUCUGGUUCAUCGACUCGCGCGGCCUCGUCGUCAAGGGCCUCAACGAGCCCAUGGCCUCCCACAAGAUCCCCUACGCCCGCACCGACGUUGACGGUCCCAUCACCACCCUCCAGGAGGUCAUCGACCUCGUCAAGCCCACCGCCCUUGUCGGCCUCUCCAAGCAGGCCGGUGUCUUCACCCCGGAGAUUAUCAAGUCGGUCCACGCCAACUGCGCCCGCCCGCUCAUCUUCCCGCUCUCCAACCCCACGUCCAAGUCCGAGUGCACGGCAGAGACCGCUUACACCGCCACCAACGGCGAAUGCCUCUUCGCCUCGGGCUCGCCCUUUGACCCCGUCACCCUCGCCGACGGCCGCACCCUCACCCCGGGCCAGGGCAACAACUGCUACGUUUUCCCGGGCAUCGGCAUGGGCACCGUCCUCGCCCGCGCCUCAGAGGUCACCGAGGGCAUGAUCAACGCCGCCGUUGUCGCACUCGCAGAGUGCGUCACCGAAGACGACCUCGCCCUCGGCCGCAUCUACCCCUCCAUCGACGCCAUCCGCUCCAUCUCUGCACGCAUCGGCGCCGCCGUCGCCCGCCGCGCCGUCGAGGACGGCGUCUCCUCCAUCAACGUCGACAUGUCUGACGACGAGCUCGUCAAGUUUGUCGAGGAGGCCAUGUACGUCCCCGACCGCGUCGUCUCUGCCUCCAAGCUUUAA